UCCACACCGCCAUCGUCCAAUCCUCUCCUCACUACCAACAAUAGCGAUGGGAGAUAGCGGGCUCAAGAAGCAGAAGAGGGCACCUCGAGCUUGCGACGUGAGUUGAGGUUGCGCUGGAUGAGGGCGAGAGUAAGCUGAAGUUGACCUUUGGCCUCGAUGCUACCCUCCACCCUCUCACUCUUUGCGCAGGCCUGUCGAACUCGCAAGGUCAAAUGCAGUGGAAUUGAAGAGGGACAUGAAGCUUGCUCGAGAUGCCAACACCUCGCUCUGACUUGCGAGUUCAAGAUGCCGAUUCGAAGGCCUGCCCCUUCUUCAACGGUCGAGGACCUCCGUGAUCGCAUCCGCUACCUCGAGGAGCAGCUACGCUCAGCAGGAAUCGAUGCGGGCGACGACGAUUCGCACCUCUCGCCCUCGCCAGACGAUGACGACCAGACGGAGCAAAGCGAUGUUCAGCAGCAUCAUACUAUGGGCGCAUUCAUCCCCACGCACAUUUCCGUCGAUAAAAGCAAGGAUCAACUCAAUCUCGUCCACUCGUUCAGUCACUCUUGCGAAGUCGCGCCUACGAGCAACGACGCCGACAAUGAUUCGCCGUCUGGCGCAUCCGCAGCCGCAGCCACAUCCACGUCCAAUUCGUCUCCCUCGCAGCACCAGCCACAGCAGGACCCAGGAAACGUCUACAGCUUUCUUGGAUCGAGUUCAGCCUUGUUCCCGCUUACCAUGACCAAGCAAGUACCACAGACGCUCAAAGCUGCAGCGCAGGCAAAGUCGAUCAAGAAGCUCGUCCGCCUCGAGUUCUGGGAACUAGAGCCUUCGACGCUCAAGAAGCUCGAUGACAAGCUCGCCCAGGAUACGCACGCCUUUUGGCCGGACGAGGAGAUGGCUCGCAACCUCAUCGAUACCUACUUCGACCAACUGGCUCACCGCCAUCCACUAGGCUUCGAUCGAGACGACGUCUGGCGGCAGUACAACGAGGACCCGUCACAAGUAUCAUCCGACGUCAUGCUCGGUCGCAUGUAUGCCAUCUUCUCUCUCGCCGCUUGGCACGCAAACGCAGCUCUCGACCUAGUCAAUAACAGGCUGCAUCUCGCAGGCCUGCAAUGGUACCUCGCCUCUCGCAAAGUGGUCACCAUGGACUCUCAAGUUCCUGCACCCCUCUCCCAUCCCCUUGCCAUUGCGCAAACGCUUAUUCUGCAAGCAUGCUUUGCCAUGACCCAUCCACCCUUCAUUGGCGUCGCCUUCCGCUUGGCAGGCGGAGCACUUGGAGUUAUGCAGGACAUCGGCGGCCAUCGCCAAACGAUCAUGAAGCAGCUCGGAGCACAGGGGCAUGGACCACAGGAGCGUACCCUCACCUUCUGGACUUGUUACUCCAUCGAAAAGACCCUAGUCACCAUGGGCGGGCGCCCGUCAUGCCUGUGGAGCGAGUGGGUCGACGCUUCUCUGCCAGACGAGGAGAGCUCGCUGUGGAUGGAGGCUCAGGUGGCUCUUCUGACAGAAAAGGUGCUCAAAGCCAAGUAUGCGGCCAAACGACCCCCGCCAAAGGUCACAGCGGAGCAGCUCAAGCAAAUCGACACGCAGAUUGCUUUUCUUACUACAGAGUUCGAGAAGCGCAAAGAGGCAAUGGGGCCCGCUACGAGGGCAAAUGUGCAGAUGAGCAUCGAUGGGAUCCAUCUGCUGCUUCACCAGCCGGAGCUACUCGUCAAGAACCGAGGUGACAACGGCGAUGGUCACAACGGCGGCGGCAUCUCUCCUACGACGAUGGCAACCUGCACACGCGCCAUUCGUAGCAUCAUAUCCGCAGUGGCAGAUUUAGACGUGGGCUCGCUCAGCGAAUCUUGCAUAGGCCAUACAUGCCGCGCUGCCGUCCUCGCCCACGUCCUGAGUCAGAGUGAACGAGCAGAGGUGCGCGAGGCAUUCGGUGGUCAAAUGAAGGCUGCGACGAGCGCAAUUAUCAGGAAGGGCGAGUCGCGAUGGAUGAUAUCUGGCAAAUUGAUGGACCUGCUCAGCCUGCCCAGCAGCGAGGAGGAGGCGAGAGAGAUCAAGAACUGGCCGAGACGGUCUAUCUCGGGCAGGCAGAAGUCGUUGCUUCAGGAGCAACAACAGCAACAGCAGGAGCAGGCGGCUGCAGUGACCGGUCAGCCGAAGUAUUAUUCCAUGGGCCUUCCUCUGUCCACCUCGCCGACGGGCAGUAGUGUGCCCUCCGCCCCGACGGCGGCGUCAAAUUCGUUCAGCAAUCCCUUCGCCGACCUCCUCCCCUCGGCCACCACACCAUCCGCCUUCAGCGGUAGUCACGGCUCCAUGGUCACCAGUCCGCAGCGCGAGGUCGGGGCCUGGCCAACAGGCGCUACGCCAGCUUCAGCCACUUCUGGCUCCAUGAGCGCAGCCUCAGGCUCAGAGUCUUUUGACAGCUAUGCGGCGGGGCCAAAGGCAAACGAGGCAAGCAACGACGCAUGGACCGUCCUCUUCCCGACACUAGGUCAGCUCGAGUGGCCCAUCACUAGCUCGGGACCACUGCAGCAACAAGGUCAACAGCCUCAAUAUCAGCAGCAGCAGCAGCAGGCCGUGGGAGGGAUGACCCCCUUCUUCAGCUCGAGCGGCAUGACACCCGCCCAGCAGCAACAGGGUACGCCAGGCUUUCACUCUGACGGCAGUGGCAACAGCAGCUCACAAAGCCCUUCCUCGGGGUCUGGCUCGGGCUACAGCCCGGAGAAUGCAGCGACGCUGCUCUUCAACUUUGAUUUUGGGGCGACGACCGCUGGAUGGUUCUGAGCCCGAUCUCCUCUUGUAUUUGUACCGUUUCCGUAGUGUAGCGCGUCACCGUGGCUCGUCGUUCUACCUUUGUCUGGAAUAUCAUCAUGUGUUUUUUUGCGCCUACCCUGCGUCACGAAUCUCAGUCAUUCUCGCCCCUGCCUCAUGAAGAAGAAGUAGUCUGUGUCUAGAUCGCAUCGCAUUGCCGUCAACUCCGCCUGGUAA
Jaminaea rosea is the source of this 2970-nucleotide messenger RNA. RefSeq lists its product as hypothetical. Gene Ontology annotation, biological process: DNA-templated transcription; regulation of DNA-templated transcription. The transcript has 2 exons. Lineage: Eukaryota; Fungi; Basidiomycota; Exobasidiomycetes; Microstromatales. Gene Ontology annotation, molecular function: DNA binding; zinc ion binding; DNA-binding transcription factor activity, RNA polymerase II-specific. Bases 157 to 2766 code for a protein of 869 amino acids. The record is from RefSeq and is a predicted model, not a curated record.